Molecule: messenger RNA, 375 nt
Organism: Cooperia oncophora
Lineage: Eukaryota; Metazoa; Nematoda; Chromadorea; Rhabditida; Trichostrongylidae
Source: the annotation of a GenBank genome assembly
AUGGAAGAGGCUUCGGCCCAACUUCGACGUCAUUUGAAGUUCCGAAAGUUCUACGAUCUUGACAAUGCGCAUAAAAUUCCAGAACACGCAAUCCUCAAACAAUAUUUCCCUAUCGGAUUAGUCGGGAAAACGGGUCAGGACAACACUCUGUUGGUGAUAGAAUGCGCUGGACGAAUCGAUUUGGUCGGAAUACUGAAAGCGGUCCAGUUGUCCGAUUUUCUUAUACAACGAUUCCGAUUUCAAGAGAAAAUGUUGGGUGCGCUUAAUGAACUUGAAGCGGAAACUGGAAAACAGGCAUCCGUCAUCUAUAUUCUCGAUUUAGAUGGACUCAAAUUCGAUACCUCCCUUUUGAGUAUUGUUACAGGUAAGGAUUGA